AAGGUGUUACGUCAUUAUUUCGAGUGGGAGUUGAGGCUCUCGAUCCCGUGUCUUGUCAGUUCUUUAUUCACUUGCGCAGGUUUUUCGAUAUUUGUUCAAGUACACUCUUGGCAGGGAUAUCUACACAUUGCUGAGUUAGCUACUGUACCUAAAAUAUAAUUCUGAAAUAUCACUGUUGGUGGAGAACAUGAGUGUUGAGGCGUACGGGCCGAGCUCGCAGACUCUCACGUUCCUGGACACCGAGGAAGCCGACUUGCUUGGAGCAGAUACCCAGGGUUCGGAAUAUGAGUUCACAGAUUUUACCCUACCGAGCCAGACUCAAACAGGCCAGACGCAGAGUCAGUUGGACAACCAGGUGAAUGGGCCUGAUGGAGUUCUGCAGAAUGGGGAAGACUCUGUUGUAAAAGCAAGUCAACUCCUUGCAGAGUUGAACUUUGAAGAAGAGGAGGAGGACUCCUAUUAUACUAAAGAUCUCCCAGUCCAUGCAUGCAGUUACUGUGGCAUUCACGAUCCGGCAUGCGUUGUGUAUUGCAACACCAGCAAGAAGUGGUUUUGCAAUGGACGAGGCAAUACGUCUGGCAGUCACAUUGUGAACCACCUGGUCAGAGCAAAGUCCAAGGAGGUGACUCUGCACAAGGACGGUCCUCUGGGGGAGACUGUGCUGGAGUGCUACAACUGUGGCUGUCGCAACGUCUUCCUCCUGGGGUUCAUCCCCGCCAAGGCAGACUCUGUGGUGGUACUGCUUUGCAGGCAGCCAUGUGCCAGUCAGAGCAGUCUGAAAGACAUCAACUGGGACAGCUCCCAGUGGCAGCCGCUGAUCCAGGACCGCUGCUUCCUCUCCUGGCUGGUGAAGAUCCCCUCAGAGCAGGAGCAGCUUCGGGCCCGCCAGAUCACCGCCCAGCAGAUAAAUAAGCUGGAGGAGCUCUGGAAGGAAAACCCCACAGCCACUCUGGAGGACCUUGAGAAGCCCGGCGUGGACGAGGAGCCUCAGCACGUGCUGCUGCGCUAUGAGGAUGCCUACCAGUACCAGAACAUAUUUGGCCCCCUGGUCAAACUGGAGGCCGACUACGAUAAGAAACUCAAAGAGUCCCAGACCCAAGACAAUAUAACUGUCAGGUGGGACCUGGGACUCAAUAAAAAGCGGAUUGCUUAUUUCAGCCUUCCCAAGACGGACUCAGGUGACAUGCGCCUGAUGCAGGGUGAUGAGAUUUGCCUGAGGUACAAGGGAGACCUUGCCCCACUCUGGAAGGGUAUUGGACAUGUCAUCAAAGUCCCAGACAACUAUGGUGACGAGAUAGCCAUCGAGUUGAGGAGCAGUGCUGGGGCUCCUGUGGAAGUACCACAUAACUUCCAGGUUGACUUUGUGUGGAAGUCCACCUCUUUUGACAGGAUGCAGAGCGCCCUGAAGACCUUUGCCGUGGACGAGACCUCUGUGUCCGGGUACAUCUACCACAAGCUGCUGGGUCACGAGGUGGAGGACGUGGUCAUCAAGUGUCAACUGCCCAAACGCUUCACCGCCCAGGGCCUGCCUGACCUCAACCACUCACAGGUGUAUGCUGUGAAGACCGUGCUGCAGCGUCCUCUCAGUCUCAUCCAGGGCCCCCCUGGCACGGGGAAAACGGUCACCUCUGCCACUGUAGUCUACCACCUGGCCAGACAGGGCAACGGGCCAGUGCUGGUGUGCGCUCCCAGCAACAUCGCGGUGGACCAGCUCACUGAGAAGAUCCACAUGUCGGGCCUGAAGGUGGUGAGGCUCUGUGCCAAGAGCAGAGAGGCCAUCGACUCCCCUGUGUCCUUCCUGGCUCUGCACAACCAGAUCCGCAACAUGGACAGUAUACCAGAGCUUCAGAAGCUGCAGCAGCUGAAGGACGAGACUGGGGAGCUGUCCUCCUCUGAUGAGAAGCGCUACAGGGCCCUGAAGCGCACCGCCGAGAGGGAACUACUCACGAAUGCUGAUGUGAUCUGCUGUACCUGUGUGGGGGCAGGAGACCCACGCCUGGCCAAGAUGCAGUUCCGCUCCAUCCUCAUUGAUGAGAGCACGCAGGCCACUGAGCCCGAGUGCAUGGUGCCUGUCAUACUGGGGGCCAAACAGCUGAUUCUGGUGGGAGACCACUGCCAGCUGGGUCCAGUAGUGAUGUGUAAGAAGGCAGCCAAGGCGGGCCUGUCCCAGUCCCUGUUUGAGCGUCUGGUGGUGCUGGGCAUCAGGCCCAUCCGUCUGCAGGUCCAGUACCGUAUGCACCCAGCCCUCAGCGCCUUCCCCUCCAACAUCUUCUACGAGGGCUCCCUGCAGAACGGAGUCACCGCGGCUGACCGCAUCAAGAAAGGCUUUGACUUCCAGUGGCCACAGCCAGACAAACCCAUGUUCUUCUAUGUGACCCAGGGCCAGGAGGAAAUCGCAAGCUCCGGAACCUCCUAUCUAAACAGGACUGAGGCUUCCAACGUGGAGAAGAUCACCACCAGGCUGCUCAAGGCCGGGGCCAAGCCUGACCAGAUAGGCAUCAUCACCCCCUACGAGGGCCAGAGGUCCUACCUGGUGCAAUACAUGCAGUUCAGUGGCUCCCUCCACACCAAGCUCUACCAGGAGGUGGAGAUAGCCAGUGUCGAUGCCUUCCAGGGCAGAGAGAAGGACUUCAUCAUCCUGUCCUGUGUCAGAGCCAACGAGCACCAGGGCAUCGGCUUCCUCAACGACCCACGACGUCUCAACGUGGCUCUCACCAGAGCCAGGUAUGGGGUUAUCAUCGUGGGCAACCCCAAGGCCCUGUCCAAGCAGCCUCUGUGGAACCACCUGCUCAACUACUACAAGGAGCAGAAGGUUCUGGUUGAGGGACCCCUCAACAACCUGAGGGAGAGCCUCAUGCAGUUCAGCAAGCCUCGCAAGCUGGUCAACGCCGUCAACCCUGGGGGCCGUUUCAUGAGCACAGCCAUGUAUGAUGCCAGGGAAGCUCUUAUUCCUGGAUCUGUGUAUGACCGCAGCAGCACUGCACGUACAUCCAACAUGUACUUCCAGACCCACGACCAGAUCGGCAUGAUUGGCCCAGGCCCCAUGGCCUCUUUGAACAUCCCCAUCCCCUUCAACCUGGUCAUGCCCCCCAUGCCCCCGCCAGGCUACCUGGGCCAGGUCAACGGCCCCCAAGCAGGCCGUGGCGGAGGUAUGAAGGGUAAGGCGGGCGGAGGGGCACGAGGCGGGCGCCAGAGGAGCCGUGGUAUGGCGAGCCAUGGCGGGGGCAACGGGCAGCACGGCCACAUGAGUGGCAGCCAGGCCAGCCAGGACCUGGGCUCCCAGCCCUUCUCCCAGGGACCUCUCACCCAGGGUUACAUCACCAUGAGCCAGCCCUCCCAGAUGAGCCAGCCUGGCCUGUCCCAGCCUGAACUCUCCCAGGACAGCUACCUUGGCGAUGAGUUCAAGUCCCAGAUUGACGUGGCCCUCUCCCAAGACUCCACCUACCAGGGUGAACGAGCCUAUCAACAUGGUGUGACUGGAUUGUCCCAGUACUAGAGUGUUGUGGGAAAAGGAGCUAAGCCUGUGCUGAGCUUAGUUCGCCUGCAUUUUAAUCUGGGUAAAAUCAAAAAAAGAAACAUGGAUACCCGUUUUCCACUGCUACAACUGAAGCACCACUGUGUGAAAGCAACAGGAGAGAGACCGAGAGAAACCAACCAAUCACAAGAGUGAGAGCAAAAUGGGGGUUGAGCUGGACAGGACGAGAGAGCGAGAGGGAGGGAGAGAGAAGGCCCUGCUCGCACACGGAGACAUGGAGAAGCAGCAUACGUCGGAAGUAGCGCCGUCGGAGAGACGGGACCUUCGGUGAUGAUUUGAGGGACGAAGGUUGUGGAUCCUCUUGGGGGACACAGGAGUCACGUCUCCCCGCCUCCCGGGACCACCAGUUAGUUGGCUGAGUUCCUUGCUCUUGGAGCAGAGAGACUGAGAAGAGGAGUUCUAAAACAACCCUUCAAGCUCAAUCCACAAAACCGUCUCCUGCCAGCCAGAGGGGGAAAAAAAGCAGUCAGUCGAUUUGGGAAAAUUUCUAACCUCAAAGUUGAACCGUGCUCUGCAUUUGAACAUGUUUGAGAGAGGAGAGGACCAAGAGGUCGUGGUGGAAUAUCUCAAACGGAAUCAAAUGGUGCAAGGGUUCUGACCGUUCAUCUUUUUCAGCUUUGAGUUGGAAAGUUUUCUCCACGAAGUCUGUUGUCACAGAGGUUCUGAAAUAAGAAGCUUGUGAAUUUCGCUGGCUUCCCGCUUGGGUCUUUCUCAAGGUGGUCUACUAAGGAAAAGUGGUGGAAUGGCUCUUGGAAACUAUUAAAGGAAGACAUUGUCUCGAGAUCCGAAGUGGUAGUUUGCGAGACAAGUUUUCAUUUUUUUUUUCUGCUAAGUGUAUUGUUCUGUAGCACAUAAAAAAGAGAGUUUAAAAAGAAUACCAUAACCAACCUAUUGUAAUCGAAUGAAGCAGCUAUCACUUGAUCUUCUAAAUGACAUCCAGAUUAUUAGUUUAAAAAGCAUCACAGCUCCACAGACAUGAAAGCGCUUGUAGGAUGCAGAUAUCUUUUCCACGGCUACAAUUCAUUAACCCACAGUGGGGGGGGGGAGUUAUAGAGCCCUAAGUUUAAACAUGAAGAGCCCUAACAUGAAGAGCCCCUAGAGCCCUAAGUUUAAACAUGAAAUUCUGUAUUAAAUCAUGUUUUCUUUUUAUUGGUGAUGAUUAGCCUAGCUUCAGAUAAGAGGCGCUUCACAUGGGAACAUGAAUAUAGGUUCAGAGAGGUUAUAGACAUGAAGCGUGUGAAUACUACAGAGAUAAGACUGUGGAAGUCUUGGAAGUAUAACUGACUACAAAGGAAGGUUGGGAAGCGUCUGGCACCUACUAAAUGUAGGUAUUCAGUGCUGGCUAUCAUUGGCCCCAUAUGAAAAAGAUAACUGAAAUGAAUGUUAUGAACUACAUCUGAAAAAAAUGAUGUCAUAUCUGGCCAUACCUUGAUGAGUUCCUUGACAGAUGGGAGGCGUUUCUGUCUGUGUGCCAGAGGACGAGAACUCAUUUUGGUCCACGUUGGUGUUGUAGAGACAGGUAGUUUUUAUUGAGUGCCCAUUUAAAGGGCGUGGUGUAGAUUUUGUCUAGCCCCCACCACAUCUUGCCCCCUUUAAAAAAUGUUGGGCGACGUGGUAGAUUGCGUGAACUGUAUUUUUCCAGUUGAAGUUGACAUUUGACUUUGUCCUUUGAAUGUCCUUUAGUUUUGAUGAAACCGCCAAUACUUACAUCUUCAAACAUGCAGUAGGCCUACCCUGUCACACGUAGAGAAACGACGUUGAUGUAAUUUGUAUCAUGGAUGGUAAAGUUUCCCACGUGUAAAGUAGUAAGUCCUACUUCUGUCACUUCCCUGCCAUGCAGUACUUGACUUGGACUGAAAUAGGUGCCGGUACUCAUUUUGUGUGCAGGUGCUAGGGUUGGGCGGUAUCCAGAUUUUCUUACAGUUUCUGUACCAUACUGGGGUAUACGGUAUUACCGGAAGUCCACCAAAGGGGUGUUAUUUCAAAAUAAUAAUAACCCCUCCCCCAUACUGUGGGCAGUAUUGAAAAUCAUACUGUCUGUAUUUUGAAGUAUCCUGGUAUAUGGUAUAAUGCCCAAGCCUAGCAGGACUCCACAAUACUUUUGAGCUAAUAUUCUAUAAGAGGUACAGCAGUUCAAGCAGUAGAACAUUUUACGUGCUGGGUGUCCGCUCCGGUGAGCUCCUGCCCAAGUCUAGCGCUGCUGCCAUGUUCGUUUUAGGUCUGAGAUCUUUCACUCUGAUAUUAUGAAAUGUGUGUAACCAUCACUCAGUAAUUAUGGUACCCUUCCUUCCAUGCUUGUGAUAAUUAUCAUUUGACAUUUUUCUAUGUAAUUUUGCUGAGUCGUGAGAGGCUACGAUUUUCAGAAGUCAUAGUUGUAUGCUUGUGACGUGGUUAAACAGUCUGUUAUGAACACCUGUGGAAAGAUGAAUAAGAUGCCAGCAAUUCUGACUAAAUGUUUGUACUUACCAAAAUAUCUGAUAUCUGUAUCUUAUAGACAUUAACCACUUCCCUCAGAUAAAUUAUGAAAAUGUGUUAUUUUCCCGUGACAACUAUCCCUAUCUGACAAUCUGUGUAUGUGCCAUUCAAUAGAACACAUCAAUUGGCAGGUUUCAUCACUAAACAUUCAUGUACUUUUGUUGUUCCUUUAUGAAAUCAACCUAUAAUUUCAAAGGGGGAACUACUGAAGAGAAAGGAAAUGUUGCUACAACUAAAUGCAGAGGGUUGAAAUUCAAGUAGAUUAAAUAUCAGCAAAUGGUCCUUUUGAACUGUAUUUGAAGAUGAGCAAACAAAACACCACUUUUGAGUGCCCCAUGAGGUACAGGGAAUUUGGAAUGCAAAGAACCUUCAAUUAGGACAUAAAAUAGCCCCCCCCCCACCUGUCUGAUCUUAGUAUUAUUUGCCUCUGAGGGGGUUUUGUGUUGAAGUGAUAUUUCUUUCUCUGUGGAAAUUGUUUGAAUAUGAAUGUAGUUCUUUGUCGCUCACUGAAAUAUCAUCCUUGUAAAAUCUUUGAAAAAUAAAGGUUGCUUCUUUCCGUUCA
Molecule: messenger RNA, 6572 nt
Organism: Salmo salar (Atlantic salmon)
Lineage: Eukaryota; Metazoa; Chordata; Actinopteri; Salmoniformes; Salmonidae
Product: regulator of nonsense transcripts 1
Biological process (GO): nuclear-transcribed mRNA catabolic process, nonsense-mediated decay
Cellular component (GO): cytoplasm
Molecular function (GO): DNA binding; RNA helicase activity; hydrolase activity
Source: RefSeq, a predicted model, not a curated record